GAAACAUUGAAUCUUCAAUUUUCUUAAGACUCGUCUUAUUUUUGUUUCGAAAGUUUUUAUUAUUUACAAGGCUCUAAAGUACUUAAUAAUAACUAGAAUAACACAAAAGUAAACACAAUGAAGGAUCGAAAAAUUCUUUCGACAAUCCUUCUAACAUCUUUAAUACUCCUUGUUGUAACAAAAUAUACAUUAUCAUGUAAUCAAAUGUUGUGUGCAAGCAUCGUAUCAAAAUGUAUGUUAACUCAAAGUUGUAAAUGCGAUUUAAAGAAUUGUACAUGCUGUAGAGAUUGCCAUCAAUGCCUCAGCUGGUUAAAGGACGAAUGUUGUAGUUGCGUUGAUUUGUGUCCAAAACCAAGCGACACAAAAAAUCCAUUAUCAAAGCAAUCUCAUCAUGGAGAGCUUGAAGGCAUUCCAGGAUUAUUUAAUGUUCUCUUAGAAGAUCCAGAUGAUGAUAAGUGGUCAGUUUUUACAUUCCCCGUUGAUUAUGACACUUCACAUUAUGAAGCAAAAACAAAAAAUUCCCAAUUUUACAUGCAUUCAACCGACCAUGAUCUUCAAAGUGUUUCAGAUUUAAAGACAGCAACUGUGAAUUGUAGUGUAACAUUUAUGUCACCAUGCAUGAGUAUGCUCAAAUGUCGAGAAGCAUGUUCGAGUAUGGGUGCAAGCUCAUAUCGAUGGUUCUUUGAUGGAUGCUGUGAAUGCAUAGGAUCAACUUGCUUUGAUCAUUACAUCGAUGAAUCGAGAUGUUCAGAAUGCCCUGAAUCAAAGAUUGGUGAUGGAAAUAAUAACAGUCUUGAUCCAAUGCCACCAAAUGAAGACGAUUUGGAGUAUGGUGAAGAUAUGAAGAAUAUCUAAACGAUUGUACCUUGCCAAGUGAGAUGUGCCUUAAUUAUGUUUAGAGAUUUUUUCUGGGAAGCAGGAGUCACUUUUCUGUUAUGCUUCUUAAUCGCUCUUGAUAUUAACAAAGCUUCUUAAAGCGAAGAAUGAUAAAAAUGUUAUUUGUAGUAAUAAAAACUUUAAUGAACGAGCCUGGAACACGAGAAUGAAUGCGUGGAAUUUAAAAGUCAAAUAUUUGUUAUUUUCUAAUUGCUACUUGAUAAAUGAAUCUUAUUUUACCAUUCCAAGCUUCGUUUUUCGAGUUCCAACGCUCAACUAACCAUGACAAUCAAUUAGGAUUUUUAGUUGUUGACUUCCAAUAUUUUUAUGUGAGGAACGCGUUAAUUAAUUUCAAAUAAAUUUACAAAAAAUGAUAUUUUUAUUUCA
Messenger RNA from Clunio marinus, 1263 nucleotides. Lineage: Eukaryota; Metazoa; Arthropoda; Insecta; Diptera; Chironomidae. The record is from the annotation of a GenBank genome assembly.